Phanerochaete carnosa HHB-10118-sp is the source of this 1629-nucleotide messenger RNA. RefSeq lists its product as uncharacterized. The annotation marks the transcript as partial. NCBI's taxonomy places the organism in Eukaryota, Fungi, Basidiomycota, Agaricomycetes, Polyporales, Phanerochaetaceae. Gene Ontology annotation, molecular function: heme binding; oxidoreductase activity, acting on paired donors, with incorporation or reduction of molecular oxygen; iron ion binding. The transcript has 12 exons. The record is from RefSeq and is a predicted model, not a curated record.
UAUGCUGACUUACACAGACGCUGCGGUGGCUAUCCUAGCGAUUCUAUUGGCUCUCUUCCUGAAAGCCUCAGUCACUCGUUACAAGCAGCGCGCACGUUAUCCACCGGGCCCGAAGGGUUUACCUAUCAUCGGAAAUGUGCUCGAGAUGCCCAAGACACACGAGUGGCUCACUUUCGCCAGCUGGAGUGAGCAGUAUGGCGAUAUCAUCUACCUCAGUUUGCUUGGUCAGCCAAUGGUCAUCCUCAACUCGGCGAAAGACGCCGUUGCUCUGCUUGACAAGCGCAGCAAUAUCUACUCCGACCGGCCUGUUCUCAUUAUGGGUGGAGAGCUUGUCGGCUGGAGCAGUACACUUGCGUUGAGUCCGUAUGGCGAACGGUUUCGCGAGCACAGAAGAUUUAUUGCAAGGUUUAUUGGGGGUAAGGCCCAAAUGGAACGCCAUCUCAGGCUGAUUGAGUGCGAGACGAAGAACUUCUUAAAGAGGAUGCUGAAACGUCCGGAAGGAGUGGCUGGGAAUAUUAGGAGGACAGCCGGUGCGAUUAUCCUAAAACUCUCCUACGGGUACGAGAUCCGUGAAGACCAAGAUCCUCUAGUAGACCUGGUCAAUCGUGUGAUGGAGCAAUUCACUGAAGCGACCACUCCCGGCGCUUUCCUAGUCGACGUCUUUCCGCUCCUGCGGCAUGUCCCUGCUUGGAUACCAGGCGCGUCAUUCAAAGUCAAGGCACAGCAAUGGAAGUAUACGCUGCAGCAAGUGAUAGAUGUGCCGCAUGCAUUUGUGAAGGAGCAGAUGACCAAUCAUGCCGAAAUUCCCAGCUAUACGUCUGAGCUCCUGAGAGACGAGAGGUUAGAAAGCAGCCAGGAACGCGACAUCAAAUUGUCGGCGUCGUCGCUUUACACGGGUGGCGCGGACACGACAGUUUCAGCGAUUCAUACCUUCUUCCUCACUAUGAUACUCUUCCCACACGUACAGAGGCGAGCUCAGGCAGAAAUCGACUCGGUGAUCGGAACGGAUCGACUGCCCUCAUUCGAAGAUCGACCGAACUUGCCGUAUGUAGAGGGUGUGUUUAAGGAGGUCCUACGAUGGCACCCUAUUGGUCCAUUAGGGCUACCGCAUAGACUGACACAGGACGACGUAUAUGAAGGGUAUGUAUUGCCGAAAGGCACUAUUGUCAUCCCAAACAUCUGGAAAUUUCUUCACGAUCCGGAGGUGUAUCCGAACCCUUCGGAAUUUGAUCCGACGCGGUAUCUCCCAGAGGAUGGCAAAGCGCCGUCGCUGGAUCCCCGGAACUACUGCUUCGGGUUUGGUCGACGAAUUUGCCCAGGACUGCAUCUUGCUGACGCCUCAGUCUGGCUCACAUGUGCCACGGUGCUCGCGGCUUUCGAUAUCAAGAAGCUCGUUCAUGACGGCAAGAUUGUUGAGGUUGUGCCUGAGUACACGAGUGGUACAGUCAGUCAUCCGAAGCCAUUUAAGUGCGACAUUAAGCCUCGCUCUGCCAAGGCAAGAGCCUUGAUUCUCGCUAACGACGAGUGACCAUAAGAAUAGAGUGCCAACGAUUGCCGAUUCAAGCAUUCGCCUGCCCAUCUUAUUGCCCUCGCAAGCUACUGUACUCAAUAUAUCUUCCUUGGUGAAAC